Onychostoma macrolepis is the source of this 7584-nucleotide messenger RNA. RefSeq names its product potassium/sodium hyperpolarization-activated cyclic nucleotide-gated channel 3. NCBI's taxonomy places the organism in Eukaryota, Metazoa, Chordata, Actinopteri, Cypriniformes, Cyprinidae. Gene Ontology annotation, molecular function: voltage-gated potassium channel activity. The record is from RefSeq and is a predicted model, not a curated record. Gene Ontology annotation, biological process: potassium ion transport; transmembrane transport. The transcript is spliced from 9 exons. Bases 947 to 4933 code for a protein of 1328 amino acids. Gene Ontology annotation, cellular component: membrane.
UCUCUCUCUCUCUCAGUCUGUCUCUUAUCUCUCUCUCACUCUCUCUCUCUCUCCUCCCGCCUCCGUGUCGUCAUGGUGACGCGCACUCAUACCUGAGCACGCGGGUGACAGGGAUGAUGAUGAUGAUGAUGAUACUGCCGCUGCCAUGGCAACAGACCUUCACGCGCUCACACAUUGAUUUCAUAUUUAUUUAAUACCACGUUCGUCCUUCAGUCAGGCGGGAUCCGGAAUCCGACGCUGCGAGCGCGUGAAGCUCAACAAGUGACGGGGAUGGACGCGAAGGAGCGACGCGACGCGAAGCGCGCUGGAUAAUCGCGCGUUUCAGAAAGAAUCUCUCAGCUGCGGCGCGUUUCUCAUCCGAUUCUCCUGUUGCGCAUCAGAUGAUGAGGAUGAUGAUGAUGCGCCUUCACGCGUCUGACUGACCGGUGUGUGUGUGUGUGUGUGUGUUUGCUCAUCGUUUUUAUAUAAGCGCGUUUGUUGAGCGCGACACAUCACCGUGACAACCAGAGGCGGGAAUCACCGAAUCACGGAGAUGCUGGCCGGUGUCGGUGCGCUUCGGAGCGCCUGGGCCUCAAGGACACGGAGAGAUGAGGAGAAAUGACGGACGGCGCGUGAAGACGAGCGCGUCAAGGACGAACGGAGCGUCAAUUCAAGGGCGUUCGAACGCGAUGAGGAGCCGUCGGAGGGCAGCGCGGCGCGGCGGGGCGAGGCGUCCUCCGGAGGAAGCGUGAAGGAGAAUAUCCGUCACGCUGAGGUCAAACCGACUGUGAGCUCGUUCUGACCGAUCAGAGACCGGUGUUUAUCUGAUAGAAGAGCUACUGUGUGUGUGUGUGUGUGUGUGUGAGUGAGUGAGUGUGUGUGUGUGUGUGUGUGUGUGUGUGUGAGAGAGAGAGAGUGAGUGAGUGUGUGUGUGUGUGUGUGUGUGUGUGUGUGUGUGUGCGCUGGCAUGGAUGGUGGCACCGGGGCUUCCGUGCGGAACGGAGACUCUAAGCGGCGCAGUAAGAGCAGCCUGCCGUCUCCCGGUUACCGUCUCUCCCAGGCGUCUCUGGAGGGCGACCGCCGCCUCUCCAUCAUGAGUUCCACGCGUGACACCGGCCCGUUUCGACCGGGCACCGCCGCCGGAACCCCGACCACCCCUCUGCCGCACGCCGGUUCCGCGCCGCCCACCGUGCAGCGCUCCGUGGGCUUCGCCUCCCGAGCCGCUCUGGCGUCCUCCUCCUCCUCCGGCACCGGGAUGGUCGUGGUCGCCGCCGGACCCGAGACCACCACCACCACCACGGCGGCCGGGACACCGGAGACCGGACCGGGGCUGGACGGCGAGGAUUACAGCUACUCGAACCAAUCCACCUUCAUCCAGAGGCAGUUCGGAGCCAUGCUGCAGCCCGGCGUCAACAAGUUCUCGCUCCGCAUGUUCGGCAGCCACAAGGCCGUGGCUCUGGAGCAGGAGAGACUCAGAUCAGCAGGAGCCUGGAUCAUACACCCCUACAGCGACUUCAGGUUUUGCUGGGAUCUCCUCAUGCUGAUGCUGAUGGUGGGAAACCUCAUCAUCCUCCCGGUGGGAAUCACCUUCUUCAAGGAUGAGAACACUCCUCCGUGGAUCAUCUUUAACGUGGUGUCGGACACACUCUUCCUGGUGGACCUGGUGCUGAACUUCCGCACCGGGAUCGUGAAAGAGGACAGUACGGAGAUCCUGCUGGACCCCAAGGCCAUCCGCCAGCGCUACCUGAAGAGCUGGUUCCUCGUGGACUUCGUGUCCUCGAUCCCGGUGGAUUACAUCUUCCUGAUGGUGGACCUGGAAGCUCACCUGGACUCAGAGGUGUAUCGGACGGCCCGAGCGCUGCGGAUCGUUCGAUUCACCAAGAUCCUGAGUCUGCUGCGCCUGCUGCGUCUGUCCCGACUCAUACGCUACAUCCACCAGUGGGAGGAGAUCUUCCACAUGACCUAUGACCUGGCCAGCGCGAUGGUGCGCAUCGUCAAUCUGAUCGGCAUGAUGCUGCUGCUGUGUCACUGGGACGGAUGUCUGCAGUUCCUGGUGCCCAUGCUGCAGGACUUCCCACCCGACUGCUGGGUCGCCAAAAACAACAUGGUGAAUGACACGUGGGGCAUCCAAUACACGUUCGCACUAUUUAAGGCCAUGAGUCACAUGCUGUGCAUCGGUUACGGCGCUCAGGCUCCAGAGGGAAUGACGGACGUCUGGCUCACGAUGCUCAGCAUGAUCGUGGGCGCGACCUGCUACGCCAUGUUCAUCGGUCAUGCCACGGCCCUCAUCCAGUCCCUGGACUCCUCACGCCGACAGUACCAGGAGAAGUAUAAGCAGGUGGAGCAGUACAUGUCGUUCCAUAAGCUUCCAGCGGAUGUCAGGCAGAAGAUCCAUGAGUAUUAUGAACAUCGAUACCAGGGCAAGAUGUUUGACGAGGACAACAUUCUGGGAGAGCUGAGCGAGCCCUUAAAGGAGGAAAUUGUUAGCUUCAACUGCCGAAGCUUGGUGGCUAACAUGCCUCUCUUUGCUAACGCCGACCCAAACUUCGUAACAGCAGUGCUGACGAAGCUGAAGUUUGAGGUGUUCCAGCCCAAUGACUUCAUCAUUCGCGAGGGAACUGUCGGUCGUAAAAUGUAUUUCAUCCAGCAUGGACGGGUCAGUGUACUAACUCGUGGCAACAAGGAGACCAAGCUCAGCGAUGGGUCAUACUUUGGAGAGAUCUGUCUGUUGACGCGCGGCAGGAGGACAGCAAGUGUCCGAGCAGAUACAUACUGUAGACUUUACUCCCUCAGUGUGGACAGUUUCAAUGAGGUUCUGGAAGAGCAUCCCAUGAUGAGACGGGCCUUCGAGACGGUGGCAGCGGACAGACUCGAUCGCAUCGGUAAGAAGAACUCGAUUUUGUUGCGCAAGACCUCACAGGGAGGCUCUGUAGCAGGCAGCAGUUUGGGACGGGGUGGAGGGAGCCGCGGAGGAGGAGCAGGAGGCGCCGGUCUGGGUUCUUGUGACAGUGUUCUGGUCCAGCAGAUCGUGAAGCAUGAUAGCAUGCCUACCAUGCAGGACUUCGCCGCUGGCACCCGAGGCAGCACGGGAGGCACGGUCUCACCCCGACCUCAUCCAGUGAUCUGGGCACCGCUGGUUCACGCUCCCCUCCAGACAGCCGCUGCCACCACCAACGUAGCCAUUGCCUUGAUGCAUCAGCAACAGCAGCAGCAACAGUUGCAGCAGCAGCUACAACAGCAACAUGCCCUUGGAGCUGCCAUCUUCCUUCCCUCCGCUCUUCCCAUCUCGCCAUCACCCUCGUCCUGCCCGCUUUCUCCUCCCCGUCCGCCCAUACUACACUCUCGGCAGUCGCUCAGCUCUCUCAUCGGCGUAAUGGGCGGGAUGCCCCCCCGAGGAGUCCCGUCUUCUGUAACUCCUACACCCUCACCCUCCACUAUUGGACCGAACGCUGUGGGCAUAGCUCCUUCAGGGGGUGGAGUUACAAAAACUCCUCCUACACCUGCCUCGUCAGUGCCCGCCCCCCUGCAGGCUGGAAGAACACUUCAUUACAGUCUCCGCCUCCACACAGAGCCCACAACAUCACUUGUCCAUAAAGUCCCUCCUCCCUCUUCAGCAGUGGCGGCAAUGUCCAUCGAAGGGCGCAAUGUUGCCUCCGCUCCGCAGGGUGCCAAAGAGGCUUUACUGCGUCAUGUUGGAGGAGGUAGCACCCAGGGCCUCCCCAUGAUUGGUCGGCUUACUCAGGAGGCCAGACUGCUCUCCGCCUCCCAGCCGACUCUCCCCCAUCGCAGCUGGGCGAGCGUGCAACCUCACCCGCCUCUACAUCGUAAAGCAUCCGGAGGAAACCUGCUUCCGGCACCCUUCGUUUUGUCGUCAGGACUUGCUAGAGGAGGAAGCGCAGGUGUUUUGAGCUCAAACGUGCCUGGUGCCACACAGGCACCGACACAAACACCCCUGCUGUUGGCACACACACCUCCACUCACAUCAGCUCCAGGAUCAGUUCUUGCCCCCUUCUCGUCCUCCCCGAAGCAAACUCCUCUUUGUUCAACCAACCCUCCUUUAUCCCUUGUUGCCACAUCUUCUGGUCUAGGGGUUCCUCAAACCCAGCGAGCCAAACCAGGCACUGCGAUACCUACUCCUCCUUCAACCUCUCCUCCUCCUUGCCUACUCCCUCCUUCUCCCUCUCAGUCCACCUCCACCUCUCCAACUUCAUCUUGCGGCAUCCCUUUGGCUCAGAAUUCCCGUACCAAAUCCUCUCAGACGCCUCCUCCACCGUCCCCAUUAUCCUGCACCACCAACUCAACACCCACCAUCACUCCUUCUCAAACCCCCACCCCAACUCGAACCCCAACCCCUGUUCAAACCCCUAUUCAGACCCCCACCCAAUCUAGAACACCAGUGGCCAUCCAAACACAAUCCCAGAGUCGGUGUCCAACUCCUGUCCAGAUCACAGCAGCUGCACAAACUCCGACCUCAACCUCCGUUCAGAGUCCGCUUCCCGCCCAGACUCCAAGUAAACCUCUGAGUUCCACCCUGAGCCAGAGCGCUGCUGUCCAGAUGCCAGCUGCCGUCCAUGUUCUUGGUCCUCCUUCGACUUGUUCUGCAGUCUCCAGUCAAUCCCAAACCUCAACUGCCAUACAGACUCCGAGCCCUUCCUGGAGCCCAGGCUCUCCCAUCAAUACCCCAGCCCAAAGUAGACCGUCAACCCCUGUUCUGACCCAAUCACAGGCACAAGCUCCACCGGCUAAAGCCUUUGCUGCUGCACCAUCACCUUCUCCCUCAUCAACUCCAUCUCCAGCUGCUUCACAGCCACAGAAACCCGCUGCUAGCCAGACUCAGACCUUAAACAUUCUGUCCACACCAACCUUAAGUCCAUCAUCCAUUCCUGCUUCCACUGCCUCCUCAUCUACAGUCCACCAAUCCAUCUCAGCUUCAACAAAAGAGGCUAAGAAAUAGCAGGACUUGCCUCAGACGCAGAGAGAUUCAGAGACAAAAAGACAAAAUAUCCUGCUAACAUGUGAGGAGGAUGGUGGAUGCUGGAAAGAGGCUCAUAGUUUAUCCGUGGUGAGUUCCGGAGAUGAGAUAUCACGUGUCAGCUGUAUCAGUUCAGGCUCUGCAGGUUCCAUGAGCAUGCUGUGUGCAUUCGACCCUCUCUAGUCUUGACCAUGAGAAGGUCUAACAUCCCUGACUUUACAUCUAAUCAAGGUAAAAACAAAAGAGCAGAAUAUGAUUGGCUCAAAAAUAGAACUAGAGUCUCUGUGUUGUCCAGGUCAUCUGGGAAUGUCAGGUAGAAUAUUUUUGUAGUCCUGCUGAAAAGACCAGAUUGAAUUGCAGCAGUCUGACUGGUGAACCAAUGUAUUCAUGUUGAUCACCAGCAAAACAUGCGAGAUACAGUGGAUUCCAACCCUGCUUGUAGAGCCCCAAACGCUGCACAUUCUGCAUGUUUCACACCUGAUUGAGGUCAUCGGCUCUUCAGUAGAGACUCCAAGGUCUGAAAUGGGUGUAUCAGACAAAGGAGACAUUGAAAAUGUGCAGUGUUUGGGGACCUCCAGAAACAAGGACGGGAACCACUGUGCUAGAGAACCAGCAUGAUCUUUCUACAGAGGCCCUGAAGUGAUACUUGAGUAUAAAUGCUGGUCUUUUCAAGAGGGAUCUGGUAAAUUAAUGCUUUUAAUCUUUCACAGAAUAGAUGCACAUUCUGUCAUUUGCCAAAAAUGUCUUAAAGGGAAUGUAACAACUGCAAAACUGCCACUACUUUUAAGAUGCAUUUGCACAGCCUUGUAAAGAUAAAAAAAAAUAUCAGAACACCAGAGACCGUUUUAUAAGAUCAAAACCAUUCUAGACAUAUAACAUCACCUCCAGAACACAAAUAGCAUUUUCAGAUCAGAUCACCUACAACCUGGAGACUAUAAAAUGACAUCUCGCUAGGGAAUUACCAUCACACCUUCUGUCAUUGAAUAUUAGUGACUAAACUUUGUCACAGGUUUAGAACUAUAGCAAAUCUUUUUGCACUUUAGUUCAUGAGUCUAAUGUAAAGUGGCACCAUACUGGAAUAAUACAUUCUGAGUUUGGAAAGAAGUCUCGACAGAGCGAAUCGGUGUGGAUUUAGUGUACACUGCCUGUAAACUAUAAAUGGUGCAUUGUACAUAGUGUGUUAAGCAGAAAAAUAAUUUCUACAUGAAAAACAGAAACUACAAUUUUAACCAGUUUUGUGUCCUUGUGUUUUGUCGUUCUCUUUGUCAAACCGUUAGCCAGUGAUUACCUGAUCAGUAUGCAAAUCAAAAGAAUUAAAAAUCAAAAUUAAAAUCUCACCGCCUUGAGACGCGAGUGAAAAAUGACCAAAGGACAUAUUUAGGGAAUCAAACGAUGAAGCAAUGCUACAGGAUUUAUUGUGUGAAUUGAUUUUGGCUUUAUAUUCUCAUAGGAAAAUAGAACUUUAGUUGCUAUGGCUAGUUUCCAUUUGGUGCUUCCAUUGAUGCAAGAAUAUAUAUGUGGAUUCCCUAAAGGGACACUGUGAUGGAACAAAAUGAGAUUGCAUUUCAGUGCUUUUGCAUUCUCUCACAAAAUAUUGACAUUGAUCUAAUGUGUGAGGCUUUUGGUUAAAGCGUUUAGUGUUAUUUUACUGACGGCCAGUGUCGGCAUCCUCAGAAACCCCAAAACCUGAGCCUGCAUAAACUGACUGAUGUUUAAUAUCUGACAAUAUCAACCUUGAUUUCCAGCUUCUCCCCUAUCGUCUCUUUUUUAAUCACCAAAGUGUAAGAUUUGCCCAUUAUAUAACUAAUAGUUAGCAUCACAGAUGUGACGAUACUUAAUUAAAUAACUGUAAAGAAUAUAUAUAUAUCAAAAUAAUUCUUUUGAUAAAAGAUAGAAGAAAUCCGUUAGUAGUUUGUCGUCUCAGGUGUUUGAUGUUAGUUUUGGACAAUAUGACUAUAACGUUCAUAUUCUCACUCUACUGUAACUGAACUAGUGUUUUGUUUUGAUUGUGUGUUGCACUAAACAGCGAGCGCACAGCAGCGCUUUAGUUCUCUGCCUCUCUCCGUCCGUUGGUGUCACCACACUCAUCCGACGCUUCAUGGUCUUUCAUCUGGACCAGAGCAGCUUUCAUCUUUCUCUUGCUCUUGUACUGUAGCCGCUUCCCUUCAGUCACACACACACACACACCUCCCAGUAUGCAUCUGUCAUGUUGUGCCCAGUGCUGUUCCUUAGUGUUUUGUGCCGAUAGUGAGAUUAUGUCUAAUUUCCCCUUCAAUACCAUGAUGCCUAGACUGCACAUUUAAGGACCAAAUGUUUAUUUUUAUUUGUUCUCACAGCUUUAGCUUUUGAGAAGAAGGAAAUAAUAGUCUAUAAUGAUAAAUACAAUGACAUAUAUAGGCCAGUUCACACUGCACUGACAGACACUGACAGAACGAAACAGACACUUUACUCGGGUUUGGUUGUUACCCGUCGGUGUCUGUCGCUGUUGGUUGGCGCUUGUUUUUGCCAAUUGAAUCGGUGUUUGUUGGGUUUUGGAAAGCGUGAGAAUGAUGUACUGUAAUCGGCCGGCUGUCGGUGCGGUGUGAACUGGCCUUAAGAAAAAUAAUGAAGAACAUGUGAAAAAUGAUUUUUGC